CACAGUCACCAUGAAGCUGGGCUCUGUCCUCAUGGCUGGGGUCCUCUACUUUUCUCCUACGAUGCUCUGGGCAGUCCAGAUGCUGCUGGCUGGAUAUCAUGCUGCUGCCGGUUUUGAGAUGCUGCAAUGUGAAGGACCAGUCAGGACCCAGGACAGCAGCUGCGAUACCCAGGAGGACCCAAGGGAAGUUGACUUCCAGGUCAAGGGCUACACUUUCAGUAAACCCUUCCAUCUGAUUGUGUCUUACGACUGGGUGAUCCUCCAAGGUCCAGUCAGCCCUAUAUUUGAAGGCGACCCACUGAUUCUACGCUGCCAGGCCUGGCAAGACUGGCCACUGACCCAGGUGACCUUCUACCGAGAUGGCUCAGCAAUGGGUCCCCCUGGACCUAAUAGGGAAUUCUCCAUCGCUGUGGUGCGACAGGCUGACAGCGGGCACUAUCACUGCAGUGGUAUCUUCAGGAGCCCUGGUCCCGGGAGCCCAGAAACAGCAUCUCCCGUGGCUAUCAAGGUCCAAGAACUGUUUCCAGCCCCACUUCUCAGAGCCACCCCCUCAGCUGAGCCCAAAGAGGGGGACCCAGUGACCCUGAGCUGUCAGACAAAGCUGCCCCUGCAGAGGUCAACCGCCCGCCUCCUCUUCUCCUUCUACAAGGACAGCAGGACAGUGCGUGGCAGGGGCCUCUCCCCAGAAUUCCAGAUCCCCACAGCUUCAGAGGCACACUCUGGGUCCUACUGGUGUGAAGCAGUCACUGAGGACAACCAAGUUUGGAAACAGAGCUCCAAGCUGGAGAUCCAGGUGCAGGGUCCCUCCAGCUCUACUGCAUCCCCCACCUUGAAUCCAGCUCCUCAGAAAUUAGCUGUUCCAGAAUCUACUCCAACAGCCUCUCCUGGACUUCAGCCUCCACUGUCCACCCCUUCUAAGGAUCCAGGCUUCUCCUCUCCUCUGCAGGUGCCAGACCCCCAUCUGUAUCACCAGAUGGGCAUUCUUCUCAAACAAAUGCAGGAUAUAAGAGCUCUCCUUGGUCACCUAGUCAUGGAGCUGAGGGACUUAUCUGCCCUCCUGAAGCUUGAGACUACAAAGCGUUCUGCCAAGUAUGAGUAAAUAAUUCAUUUGCAGUAUUGCUCAACUACUCCCAAUAAAUUCAACUUUUUCUACUUUUCCUC
Messenger RNA from Mirounga angustirostris (Northern elephant seal), 1161 nucleotides. It is a transcript of the gene FCRLA, whose product is annotated as Fc receptor like A. The transcript has 6 exons. The record is from RefSeq and is a predicted model, not a curated record. Gene Ontology annotation, biological process: cell surface receptor signaling pathway. The coding region runs from base 11 to 1099 and encodes 362 amino acids. NCBI's taxonomy places the organism in Eukaryota, Metazoa, Chordata, Mammalia, Carnivora, Phocidae. Gene Ontology annotation, molecular function: transmembrane signaling receptor activity. Gene Ontology annotation, cellular component: plasma membrane.